Messenger RNA from Miscanthus lutarioriparius, 765 nucleotides. NCBI's taxonomy places the organism in Eukaryota, Viridiplantae, Streptophyta, Magnoliopsida, Poales, Poaceae. The record is from the annotation of a GenBank genome assembly.
AUGCUCCGGCCAUUCCUCUCCCCUCACCACCGCUCUGCCGCCGCCCCCGCCCCCAUCGCAGCAGCUGCGGGCGCCGCGGCGAUGCGACCCGCGUCCUCCUCCCGCUCCUCAGCCGGCGGAGGCGGGGCCCACCACCACCACCAUCACAACCACGGCGGCGGCCACAACAACGUCUCCGUCUCGCCGCCGGCGUGCACGACGUGCAGGCACGCCCCGUCGUCGGCCACGCUCGAUCUCCUCAUCCUGCUGCUCGUGCUCUUCUCGCUCGCCUUCCUGCUCGCCUCCUCGCUCUCGCACGUCGCGCGCUCGCUCUCCCCGCUGCUCGCCACGCCGCCCGCCGUCGCCGCGCUCGCCUACGCCGCCGCCGCGCUGCCCUACCUGGCCGCGGCCGCCGUGCUCGCCGCCGCCGCGUUCCUCUCCUGCCGCCGGCUCCCGCGGCGCCGCUGCCGCAACCCGCGCUGCCGUGGCCUGCGGAAGGCGCUGGAGUUCGACGUCCAGCUGCAGACCGAGGAGGCCGUGCGCGCCGGCGCCGGGAGCACCGUCGGCGGCGCCGACGCGGCCAUGUGGCGCGAGAUCGAGGCGCUGCCGUGGAAAGGCGGCCAGGGCGGGAACAACCCGGACUACGAGUGCCUUCGCGCCGAGCUCCGCCGGAUGGCGCCGCCCAACGGCCGAGUCGUGCUGCUCUUCCGCAACCGCUGUGGCUGCCCUGUUGCUAAGCUCGAAGGAUGGGGCGCCCCCAAGAGCAAACGGCGCAACAAGAAGUGA